AUGUUUAACAGAUAAGAAGCCACAAUUCACGGGUUAAGGUAUUGAUCAUGACUGAGUGAACACAGAGACUUCAAAAGAUUAAAUUUUUUCUUAUCUAUUGGGUUGUAACAAAAGUUAAAAAAGCUUUUUAAUGUGAAAACACAAAUCAAUGGAAACUCUCUUCUGCUUGUUCAUCUUCUUCAUCUUCCGUGUGUUAACAGAAGUCCCCACAAUUGUCUGUCUUCGCUGCCAGACAAAACUGCCACAGCCAAUAAUGUUUCUUUGAGGGACCUUUCUUCUGUCAGAGACUUUCCCUCUCUCCCUCUCUCCUCUUCUUGCUCUGCUCAGCCCUCUCACCAACUCAUCUUUCGUCCUCAAAACAAACAUCUGGCUUCAUCUCUUUACCUCUUUGUUUUUCUUUCCUUUCUCUUUCAUAUAUCAUUUUCAAUUUCCCAAUUUCUCUUCUACAUCUUCAUAGCAGUUUAAGACCCCUCUUCUAUAUAAAGCUAACAGCUUAAGCUUCUUCAUAACAAGACUGUGACUACAUAAGUUUCUUGUUUUUACUUCAUUAAACGCCUCACAUUUAUUUAUUUCCCAUCAUUGUCCUAGAGGAGAGAAAAAAAAUAAAGAGCUGAUCAGCUAUUCAAAUGGAGAGGAGUAUUCAAGGACAAAACCAUUGUUCUUUGGAUCAAAAAGUGAAUGUAAGAAGAAGCCUACAAGUUCAAGGAUCUGUAGAAGAUCAUCAAAGCUUUGCCUUUGAGGAAGAACAAUUGUCAACUCCAAGCUUGCUGCAAGAUACAACAAUUCCAUUUCUACAAAUGCUACAACAAAGUGAAGAACCAUCUUCGUUUCUGUCCAUCAAAGAACCAAACUUUCUAGCACUACUAUCUCUCCAGACACUCGAAAAGCCUAAUUGGGAACUCGAAAACUACCUCCCACAUGAAGUUCCAGAGUUCCACUCACCGAUCCAUUCUGAAACUAACAACCACUACUAUCACAACUCAUAUUUGGAAGGAGUCAGUGAAGCCAUCUCAGGCCAAGAACUUCCGUUCAACCCACUUCAAAAUACGAAUCCAAGACGCAAACGGAAGAACAACAACAUGGUAACAUCAAUGACUAGAGAAAGGAGAAAGAGAAGGAGAACAAAACCAACAAAAAACAUAGAAGAGAUGGAGAGUCAAAGGAUGACACACAUUGCGGUUGAACGAAACCGCAGACGCCAAAUGAACGUUCAUCUCAACUCACUCCGCUCCCUCAUUCCAUCUUCAUACAUCCAAAGGGGAGACCAAGCGUCAAUAGUAGGAGGAGCAAUAGACUUCGUAAAGAUCCUCGAGCAACACUUGCAAGCCCUUGAAGCCCAAAAGUCAACUCAACAGAGUACUGAUAGUAAAGAACAUAAUCCAGAAGAAGAAAACAACAACAACAACACUCUCAGAGACAUAUCGUCGAACAAGUUGCCUGCGAGUAAAGAAGAAGAAGAAGAAACAAACAGACUAACAAAAAUCGAGGCCACAGUGAUAGAGAGUCACGUAAAUCUCAAAGUUCAAUGCACUAGGAAACAAGGGCAGCUUCUAAGAUCAAUCAUUUUGCUAGAGAAACUCGGAUUCACUGUUCUUCACCUCAACAUCACAUCUCCAACCAAUACAUCUGUCUCUUAUUCCUUCAACCUCAAGAUGGAAGAUGACUGCAAUUUGGGAUCGGCCGAUGAGAUAAAGGCGGCGAUUCGUCAGAUAUUCGACUGAUUGAUUUUAAUUUAACACUGAAACGUCCAAAAAGUAACGUUUUUGUGUAACUUCGUUUUCAAAAGAGUGGAAGAAAAAUUAAAUUCGAAAAUUUGGUCGUAUGUAAUUGGAAUCUUCUCGGCA
This is a messenger RNA of Camelina sativa (false flax), 1844 nucleotides long. RefSeq names its product transcription factor bHLH70-like. Gene Ontology annotation, cellular component: nucleus. The record is from RefSeq and is a predicted model, not a curated record. Gene Ontology annotation, biological process: positive regulation of DNA-templated transcription; guard cell differentiation; stomatal complex development. Gene Ontology annotation, molecular function: protein dimerization activity; DNA-binding transcription factor activity. Lineage: Eukaryota; Viridiplantae; Streptophyta; Magnoliopsida; Brassicales; Brassicaceae.